Molecule: messenger RNA, 2151 nt
Organism: Cherax quadricarinatus
Lineage: Eukaryota; Metazoa; Arthropoda; Malacostraca; Decapoda; Parastacidae
Source: RefSeq, a predicted model, not a curated record
UGCCCACUUUUGGGUCAGUCAUCAACAAGACAGCAGAGAGGGUGGAUGUGUCUCUCUGUAUCUCCGCUCCCUCAAGACGAACUCUUCUUUUGUUGUGUUUAAAUCUCUCUUUUUCUCUCUCUCUCUCACCAAUAAUUUACUUAAUGCCUCUCUUUUGCAUAGUGUCGCCUACACAGUGAACGUAGGUAUGGGAGAUAAACCAGUUAAAUGAUAAACGGAGGAAUUCAUUCUCAGAGACAAUGGUUCAACAAGUGGGAAUUUGGAUGCUGGUAACCUGAAAAUUUGAAGUGACUCUAUGACCCAUAAGGGUUUAGUGCGGGCUUUUUCGAUACAAUAGCUUGUGCUGGCAGCCUUCACCUCACUAUGGAUGAGAAAUAUACGCCGAGAUUAUUCCUCGCACUUCUGGCUCUCCUCAGCCUCCAGAACGGUCACGCUGCCUCGGUGGGAUACGGCCGGUUUGUUAAAAAAAAAGAUGGGGCCCAGGGCCUACACAUCACGAAGGUGGGAGUACCAUCGCCCGUAGCAGUGGGCGAUAGUGGGUGGCUGGAGUGUGAGUUCGUGGACGAGGGGGAGAGUAUCUACGCUCUCAAGUGGUACUUGGGCCUCGACGAGUUCUACCGCUGGACACCCGCUGAGAAUCCCCCAGUGAAGACUUUUCCUGUGAGGGGCGACCCGCUGACGGUGGACACGGCGGCGUCGCAGAGGGGCAAAGUAAGGAUCCAGGGAGUGACGCUUGCGGCGGCGGGGGUCUUCCGCUGCGAGGUGUCAGCAGAAGCUCCAUCCUUCCACACUGAAUCUGACGUCUCGACCAUGACUGUUGUGGACUUACCUGACGAAGAGCCGGUGAUCAGUGGAGCCCGGGCCAGCUACCAGCUACACGAGGAUGUCAUCUUAAAUUGUUCGUCUCCCCGCUCCCAGCCUCCUGCUACUCUCACCUUCUAUAUCAACGAUGAACAGGCGGACCCGGGAUGGCUUAUUCCCUACCCGCCACUAGAAGAUAGCCAGACCGGCUUGGAGACCGCGGUCCUUGGCCUACGCUUCCCGCUGCGUCCGCGCCUGCUCUUCCGGCGGGGAGCCGUCACCGUCAAAUGCACAGCCUCCAUCCUCAAUCUCUACUGGGAUAGCUCAGAGAUCUUCAUUCCAGCUGACGUUCCCUACCACGCCUCCAUCAUGGAGGGUCGCGCUGCUGCUGCUGCUGGUAGAGGAUAUCCAGCGACGGUGUCCAGUGCCCUCACUGUGGUAGCCGUAGGGCUCCUUCCUCUGCUACUGCUACACUAGGGACUUUCAACCCAUGAUACCCGAAUACACAAGGAACAGAAGGCAGCUGGGACAUACGAUUAUUCUGCUGCUUUCAAUUCCCUACGGAUGAUGGGGCUGUAAGCUACUUGGCCAAACAAAUCUUCUGCUCGAGGCUCAGUCCACGUUCAUCGAACUAGACACACGUCUUUUUUUUUUUUCUUGCAUUCCAGAUUUCCUAAUGGGGAAAAAUGGUAGUUUGAACAGGUGCAGAACUUUAACGAAUGUGCAAUUGAAUAUACAUUCCCGAGUGUUUUACCGCAAAUAACAACAACGUAACAUAAACUAUUACUUUUUUAACCCGAAACUUUUAAAAAAGUAUGCGAUUGUUAAAAUGCAGGUAUUAAAAGCGGGAAAGCAAAGAGUACCCAUAACUCUGUGUCGUCCAGAGCUGUUGAUAUCUAAAUGUUUCUUAAACCGCAAGAUUUCACUUCAAGAGAAAAAGUGGGUAAGACAGACCUUGAUACUGGAAGUGGCAGCUAUUGUCACUCUAUGACAACAAUAGCUUCCCAUGUAUUGCCUCUUUUUCUACAGUCACAUCAACACUGCUCAUAGUUGUGAUUUUUUUUUAAAUAAGAGAAAAGUAUAUGUUAAUUUGUUUCGCUUCUUAAAUUUAUUACGAGAAUGAGUUGGCGACGAGCCUUGACAAGCAAAUAAUCUUCAGUUACUCAGAAACAUCUACUUAUUGUUUAUCUUGCGCAUCUUACAGCUGCAGUGUUGUGCAGUGAAGUCAAUGUACAUUAUCCUGGUGAAUCCCAGAUCUUAGUCAUAUUUUUUACUGACAAAUAUGCCCUCUCUUUUUAUAUGUAUAUAUAUAUGCUGGAAUGUAAGUUAAGUGUGUGAACCACCAACAAU